GUCAAUUUCUCAGAUUUCUCUCGUUUUUUUGAAGAUAAGAUUUUGAAAUAUCUCAGGAUUGCCUUUCCCUCUCCACCUUUAACAAUUCAUACGCCCAAAACCCUCCACUGUUACUCUCUAAUUUUCAACUCAAUCCUCCCUAAAACUCCAAUCAAUUCAGCAAUUUCAAUGUCGCCAGCUUUCACAUGAGUUUUGCAGCGAGUAUGACCACCCCGGCGUGUUUUCGCGGGAACGUUGUUCCUUUAUCGCAGUGCAGUUCAUGUUGCAACAUCCGAUUCCAGCCUUUCAUCUCUUCCUACAUCAAUCAUGGCAUCAGACGUAACAUUUAUCCUGUGAAAUGCGUUUCCAGGUUAGUGGUUAGUGGCAAUCGUGUGGUAAAAUGCAGAGCGAGUGAAAGGGAGACCGGACCAGAUGACGAUGAUGAUAAAGAAAAAGAAGCGCAUGAAGCUGCUGAAACUGCAGAACCAUUGAUAUCGAGUGGUUCAGAUAUUGGGGAUGAUAAAGAAAAAGAUAAGGGUCAACCUAGUCAGUUGGAAGCACUUAACAAGUUCCUUGAUAGUACCAAGGCCCAAGGAGUUACUGAGGAUAAAGGCCAACCUACUCAGUUGGAUAUGCUUAACAAGUUACUAAAUAAAGAUGAUGUUGAAGCUAAACCCAAGGAAGUCACUGAGGGUCAGCUUGCUCAAUUGGAGUCACUCAACAAUAUACUAAAUACCAAUGAUACUGAAUCUAAGACCAAAGGACUUUCCGAGGAUGCUGAUAAAAUAGAGGUUACAAGUGGAUCACCCCUGCCAGGUGUCAAGCCACAACAACUUGAUGCAUUAUUCAUGAUUCCAAAAGAAACAAUCGACAUUUUGAAAGACCAAGUCUUUGGAUUCGACACUUUUUUUGUGACAAGCCAGGAGCCAUAUGAGGGUGGAGUACUGUUUAAAGGAAACCUACGUGGACAAGCUGCUGUGACUUACAAAAAGAUAGAAAAAAGACUACAUGAGACAUUUGGGGAUCAAUAUAAGCUUUUCCUUCUGAUCAACCCUGAAGACGAUAAACCUGUUGCAGUUGUUGUUCCAAGAAAGACCUUACAACCUGAAACAACUGCUGUCCCAGAAUGGUUUGCUGCUGGAUCUUUUGGAAUAGUUACAAUAUUCACAUUACUUUUACGCAACGUCCCCGCAUUACAAUCCAACUUAUUAUCCGUUUUUGACAAUACGGAAGUAUUAAAAGAGGGGGUUUCUGGAGCCCUAGUAACCGCGCUUAUAUUGGGUGUACAUGAAAUCAGUCAUAUUUUGGUUGCAAAAGAAGCCGGAGUUAAACUCGGGGUUCCAUUUUUUGUACCCAGUUGGCAGAUAGGCUCAUUUGGUGGGAUAACACGGAUUCUAAACAUCGUACCAAAACGGGAAGAUCUUCUGAAAAUUGGAGCAGCGGGACCUUUAGCAGGGUUUUCAUUAGGGUUGCUUCUUUUGCUGUUUGGGUUUUUUUUGCCACCAGCUGAUGGUAUCGGGGUAAUUGUUGAUGCUUCUGUCUUUCACGAAUCGCUUCUUGCUGGUGGAAUAGCGAAAUUGGUGCUUGGUGAUGUUUUGAAAGAAGGAGCGACGAUAGCGGUGAAUCCGUUGGUGAUAUGGGCGUGGGCCGGACUUCUCAUCAAUGCAAUCAACAGUAUCCCCGCCGGAGAGCUAGACGGCGGUCGGAUCUCUUUUGCAAUAUGGGGACGAAAGGCUGCAUCGAGGUUCACAGCUGCUUCUAUUGUGCUAUUGGGGCUAUCGUCGUUGUUAGAUGACGUGGCAUUUUAUUGGGUGGUUUUGAUAUUUUUUUUACAACGAGGGCCAAUUGCUCCACUAGCGGAAGAGAUCAGCGAGCCUGAUAACAAGUACGUUGCGUUGGGAAUCACGGUUUUAGUUUUGAGUCUACUUGUUUGUUUGCCUUAUCCUUUUCCUUUCACUGAAGCAAUUACUACAACUAUGUAGACGUCUGUCUUUACUCUUUAUCUUUAGUGGGUGAGAGCUAUUAAAUAAACGUUGACCUCUUUAGUGUAGUAAGUGGAAUAAUAAAGAUCCAUAUGUAUAUGCACAUGCCCAUGUACAUGUACAUGUCAUUCUUUUCAUUUUCAUAAAUUUCACAUGGGGACAUGUCUAUA
Messenger RNA from Lactuca sativa (garden lettuce), 2131 nucleotides. RefSeq names its product ethylene-dependent gravitropism-deficient and yellow-green-like 2 (gene EGY2). The record is from RefSeq and is a predicted model, not a curated record. Gene Ontology annotation, biological process: proteolysis. Lineage: Eukaryota; Viridiplantae; Streptophyta; Magnoliopsida; Asterales; Asteraceae.